Molecule: messenger RNA, 1197 nt
Organism: Carcharodon carcharias (great white shark)
Lineage: Eukaryota; Metazoa; Chordata; Chondrichthyes; Lamniformes; Lamnidae
Gene: spi1b
Product: Spi-1 proto-oncogene b
Exons: 6
Coding region: 221-1096 (291 amino acids)
Biological process (GO): regulation of transcription by RNA polymerase II; cell differentiation
Cellular component (GO): nucleus
Molecular function (GO): sequence-specific DNA binding; DNA-binding transcription factor activity, RNA polymerase II-specific
Source: RefSeq, a predicted model, not a curated record
UAGGCGCGCCCAAAACUUGCCAAAGUUGACCAAGCACUCACUCUGGUGAGCCCGGUUACAGGAAAUCCCUCAUUGGGAGAACAACUGGAGAAGGUGCGGCCACUGUUUCUGCUGCUGGACAGGUGUUGGGGAUAAAACAAAAAGUAUGUUUCUGGCUGUCUGAGGUGGAUCCUACCAGCUUCCCCAGAGGGAUUGCUCCCGGUUUAGCAACCCCACAGCUAUGGAAGGUUAUCUCAUCGCUCCAUAUCCCGAGGAUAUUGUUGCUUACGACAGCGAUGUUUGCAGACAGCCACAUGAAUAUUACACCUUCCUGAGCAGCGAUGGAGAGAGCCAUAGCGCCGACCAUUACUGGGAUUACACCAGCAACCACAUCCAUGGUGACUUUGAGUCAUUUGGCGACCAUCACUUCACAGAGUUACAGAGUGUUCAACCCCCCCAGCUGCAGCAGCUGUACCGGCACAUGGAGCUUGAACAACUGCACGGGUUGGAAUCCUCCGCAGCGACUAGCAUUCCCAUUGGCACUGCGGUUCAUUACAAUAAAGCACAGCCUUCAGCAACCACCAGCUUUACCGCUCCCCAGGUGCCGUAUGUGCCACACUGGUGCCCACAGUACCCAUCCUCGGCUGAGCGGAGUUCUGAUGAGGAAGACCUGGAGAGGCAAAGCCCACCACUGGAAGUUUCUGAUGGAGACACAGAGGCAGCGGAACCCAUUCCCCAGAUGGGCAGUGCAGAUUCAGGGAACAAGAAGAAAAUCCGACUCUACCAGUUUCUGCUGGACCUCUUGCGAAGUGGAGAUAUGAAGGAGAGUAUUUGGUGGGUGGAUAAGGACAAGGGGACAUUCCAAUUCUCCUCCAAACACAAGGAGAUAUUAGCGCAUCGCUGGGGGGUACAGAAAGGCAAUCGCAAGAAGAUGACAUACCAGAAAAUGGCCAGAGCUCUCAGAAACUAUGGCAAGACGGGUGAGGGAAAGCUAUCUGAUUCUGACCCAGUUCUUCGAUCACUCUCACAACAAGGCCCAGAGGCACCUGACUCUAGGAAUAUUGCAAAGGGCCUACAGGCCAGGAACCUCUUCCUUGUGGCACCAACACCCUCCUAAAGUGUCAGGCAGUGACCAUCUCCAAAUAGAAAGAAUCUAACCAUCGCCCCUUGAUGUUCAAUGACAUUACCAUCACUGAAUCCCCCACCAUCAACAACCUG